Messenger RNA from Paramecium pentaurelia, 1242 nucleotides. NCBI's taxonomy places the organism in Eukaryota, Ciliophora, Oligohymenophorea, Peniculida, Parameciidae. The record is from the annotation of a GenBank genome assembly.
AUGUAAACAACUUUACCAAUUAUAAGAUUGUAAAGUGAGUACCCAUUUAAAAAGGUUAUUAGUCCUGAAAUUGAGUUACCAGCAGAAUUUAUAUUAGUUGAAAAAGCUGGAUAAGGCAGUUUCGGUGAAAUUUAUAAAAUUUAUAACACAAUCACAAAAACUUUACAUGCUUGUAAAGUAGAAUUUAAAGACACACUACAAUAAAAUCAAUAAUCAUUAUUAGUUAAAGAAUAUAAUACAUUAGUAUAAUUGAAAGGAAUACAAUAUAUUCCUGAACCUUAUUAAUUAGUUUAAUAGCAAGAAUACAAAUUAAUUAUGAUGCCAUAUUAUGGUUCAGGUAUAUGUGUAUUAAAUUUGAAGGGAAUUUGGAAGAGUUGCGUAAAAAGUAACUGCAUGAGAAGUUCUCAGAAACUUGUAUAAUUAGAUUGGCUUAUUGUAUAAUUAGUGCAAUAGAAUCAGUUCAAGAAAGAAAAUUUAUACAUAGAGACAUCAAACCUGAGAAUUUCUUAGUAGGUAGUUGUGGAGAUCACCAUAAUGUUUAUUUAAUAGAUUUUGGAUUAGCAAAACCAUAUAUGGAUGCAUAAGGUAUUUUUAAAGUAAAAAUUAGGAAUGCAUAUUCCUAAAGCAGAGAAUAAGGGAAUGGUAGGAACUGCAAGAUAUACAAGCAUAAAUUCACAUUUAGGUUCAGAAUAGAGUAGAAGAGAUGAUUUAGAAGCAAUGUGUUAUGUUCUUAUGUAUUUAUAUAAUGGAUAGCUACCAUGGCAAAAUUUGUCUUGUUAAACUAGAUAAGAGAAGUUUUUAAAAAUAUUAGAGGCAAAAUAGAAAUUGGCCAUAGGUUAAUUAGAAAUUAAUAUUCCUACAGUAUUAAAACAAAUUUAUGAUCAUUCAAAAGGAUUAAGAUUUGAUGAAUAACCUAAUUAUACAAAGAUGAAAGAAUUAUGUAAAGAAGGAUUUAAUAAAUCUAGUAAAUAUUAAUUAAAUUAGGACCUUACUGUUUUGAUUGGUGUACAUAAGAUUGUAAAUUAAAACCUUAUAAUGAUAUGAAUGAUGGAUUUAAAGAAUAUGCAAAUGAAUUUUGGACAAGUAAAUAAUAAUAAAAAGGGUAAAUAACUGAUUAAUUAUGGAGAAGUAUUAAUAAGAUAUCGACAGUUUAAUAAAUGAAGGAAGAGGAUGAAUAGUCCUUAAAUGAAUUUCCUAACAUUCAAACAAUUAAAUCGUUUUACAAAAACAAGAAACCUUGAA